AUGGCUGAGAUUAUCGAAAAUGAAGAGCUGAUGACAAGAUUGUCCUCAUCGCAUGAGAAUGAUUUGCCAUCCUAUGAGGAGAGCGUUGUUCCAACACCAUUAAUGAGAUUGAAUUCCUGCCGACUCAGUGCAACCUCGAUGGCGUUGGCAUCAAUAAGCCAAGGUCACGACAUUCAGUAUCAGAUUGCUAGCAAAGGCGGCUGGCAAUUGCUCAACAGCAGAUCCUCCUCGGAGCUGAUCAUUCAACACAAGAAGCCCUUCUGCGUCGGCACCAUGGAGUUUGACAAUAGUUCUUCAUUUCCUUGGUUUCCACGCGCCAACGUGACGGUUGACAUCCCCGGGUAUGGAACCAAAAAAGUCCAGAUGAAGAGCCAAAAUUUCAUCGAUUGGGAGUUCAAGUGGUCCGAUAGUGUCAGCGAUCCUACACUCCAGUGGACAGUGCAAAGCUGCCCAAUAACGCUUGCAACGCUUGCUUUAUUGGACAAAUCGAGAGGCUUGUGCCUUGCAAGGUUCAUCUACAGCAGCCGGGGUAUGAAGGCAGAGAAGGGGCUGUCGAUCGGGAACCUGGACAUAUUUGCCGUGGAAGCCUACGGAUUAACGAUGGAAGCCAUCAUUUGUAGUUGCAGCAUUGCUCUCAAGUAUUGGCAGAACAUAGGGCGCGACUACCGCAACCCCGAUGUUGCAUAA
Pestalotiopsis fici W106-1 is the source of this 687-nucleotide messenger RNA. RefSeq lists its product as uncharacterized. The record is from RefSeq and is a predicted model, not a curated record. Bases 1 to 687 code for a protein of 228 amino acids. The transcript has a single exon. NCBI's taxonomy places the organism in Eukaryota, Fungi, Ascomycota, Sordariomycetes, Amphisphaeriales, Sporocadaceae.